CGCCGGGUGGGGUGCUGUGUGGCCCCGGUGCGCAGACGCGCUGGAUAGCUCCGGAGUGAAUUCUGCGCCGCGAAGCCUGAGAGGCCGGUAGUUGCGGCGCUGGGCGGGCGGUGGCAAUUCCACGUGCUCGUUGCGGCCGGUUGAAACCGUUGGCGGGCGCUGGCUGAGAGGCAAUGUUUGCUGUCUUCCAUUAGAAGGACUGAAUUUCCACAUGACGGCUUUUUGACAAGACCUAAAACCUGUGUUGGAUAGCGAAUAUUUAGCCAUUUACCUAAAAUGGUAUUUUUUACAUGCAAUGCAUGUGGUGAAUCAGUGAAGAAAAUCCAAGUGGAAAAGCAUGUGUCUGUUUGCAGAAACUGUGAAUGCCUUUCUUGCAUUGACUGUGGUAAAGAUUUCUGGGGUGAUGACUAUAAAAACCACGUGAAAUGCAUAAGUGAAGAUCAGAAGUAUGGUGGCAAAGGCUAUGAAGGUAAAACCCACAAAGGCGACAUUAAACAACAGGCAUGGAUUCAGAAAAUUAAUGAAUUAAUAAAGAGACCUAACGUCAGCCCCAAAGUGCGAGAACUUUUAGAGCAAAUCAGUGCUUUUGACAACGUUCCCAGGAAAAAGGCAAAAUUUCAGAACUGGAUGAAGAACAGUUUAAAAGUUCAUAAUGAAUCCAUUCUGGAGCAGGUGUGGAAUAUCUUUUCUGAGGCUUCCAGCAGUGAACCAGUCAGUAAGGAACAGGAUCAACAGCCACUCAACCCGCUGGCAAAUCCACGUGCAGAAAUCCCCGCCAAGGUUCUACCCUCCAAAGGGAAUGAUGCCAUGAAACAGCAAGGGGAGGUGAAGAAGAAUAAAAGAGAAAGAAAGGAAGAACGGCAGAAGAAUAGGAAAAAAGAAAAGAAGGAACUAAAAUUAGAAAAUCACCAGGAAAACUCAAGGAAUCAGAAGCCUAAGAAGCGUAAAAAGGGACAGGAGGCCGACCUUGAGGCCGGCGGGGAGGAAGUCCCCGAGGCCAACGGCUCUGCAGGGAAGAGGAACAAGAAGCAGCAGCGCGAGGGCAGGCCCACUGCCACGGAGCAUGAGGACGGCGCCGGCAAGGAGCAGGCAGACGUGGGUGCGGGGAAGAGGAAGCGGAGGCAUUCGGAAGCUGAAACAGAUUCUAAGAAGAAAAAGAUGAAGCUCCCAGAGCAUCCUGAGGGUGGAGAACCAGAAGACCAUGAGGCUCCUGCAAAAGGCCUGAAGCACUCGUGCCUGUUGAGGGGUAGCAAGUCAUUUCUCUGCCAUCUCCCCUAGCCCCGGGCUCCUGCGGUUAAGAACAGGUCCAAAGACUCAAAUGGGCAUCAGCUUUAUUAGCAGAGUUCAGUGACUACUAGCAUUGGGUUAGAUCUCUUAGCUGAAAACCCCCCUUCUCAAGUUUGUAAACAGUAGUGUCCCCAUACCCGUAGCAUGAAAAAUUCCAGAAAUAAACAAUUGAUGUUUUCAAUUGUGUGCUGUUCUGAGCAGUGUGGCAAGAUUUCUUGCUGUCCUGCUCUGUGGCUUCUUUACCACAAGAAGGGUAAGUAUAGGACAAUAAGAUAUUUAGAGAGAGAGACCACAUUCACAUAAAUUUUAUUAUAGUAUAUUGUUAAAAUUGUUGUAUUUUAUGAUUAGUUAUUGUUAGCCUUUUGCUGCGCCUAGUUUGUGAGUUGAGCAUUGCCAUAGGUGUGCAUGAAUAUAUAAGAAAAGACAGAGUAUAUAUAGGGUUCAAUACCAUAGUGGUUUCAGGCAUCCACUCAGUUCCCAGGAAUUGUCCCCCUGCAGAUAAAGGGGGACAACUGAAUGGCUUUUUUUGUUGUUAUAUCUUUUGUUUUGAGAUCCUUGUAAACUCACAUGCAGUUGUAAGGAAUAAUGGAGACUCAGGUGUCCUUAUGUAUCCACGUUCCCUUUACCUUGUUGCCACUCCAGAUAGCACUGUACACCACCAUAGUACAGCAUCUCAGCCCGGAUGCUGACACUGAUACCUUUCCACCUCCAUCGCCGCCAGGCUGCCUCUUGCUGCCCUUCUGCAGCCACUGCCCCUUCCCUCACCCUCAGCCCCUCCUUAGCCUCUGGCAAUCACUAAUCUGUUCUUCAUUUCUGUAAUCUCCAGAAUGUUCUAUGAAUGGAAUCAUACAGUAUGUAACCUUUUGAGAUUGACUAUUCCUCAGCAUUUUCUCUGGAUAUUCACCCAUGUUGCUGAACUGAUCAAUAAUCUAUUCAUUUGAUUGGUGAGGAGUAGCCCGUGUUAUGCAUGCAUCACAGUUUCUUUCAUCAUUCACCUGUUGACGGACACCUGGGUGGUUUCUAAUUUCUGGUCAUUAAUGAAUAAAGCCGCAGUAAACAUUGACGUGCAGGUUUCUGUGAACUGCACAGUGAACUAAGUCAGUUUUUCUGAAGUAGAUGUCCAGUGCUGCGUCAUACGGUAGUUCCAUAUUCUUUUAAAGAAACUGCCAGCUCAAUAACAAACAUUGGUGAGGAUGUGGAGAAAAAGGAACGUGGUGCACUGUUGUGGGAAUGUAAGUUAGUACAGCUGCUAUGGAGAACUGUUGGGAGCUUCCUCAGAAACCUGAAACCAGAGCUCCCAUACAAUCCAGCAGUCCCACUGUAGGGUGUGUAUUCAAAAGAAAGGACAUCGCUGUGUGGAAGAGUUAUCUGCACGCCCAUGCUGGCUGCUGCACUGUUCACAAUAACCAAGAUUUGAGCAACCUAAGUGUCC
Sapajus apella (tufted capuchin) is the source of this 2719-nucleotide messenger RNA. RefSeq names its product Ly1 antibody reactive (gene LYAR). The record is from RefSeq and is a predicted model, not a curated record. The coding region runs from base 277 to 1278 and encodes 333 amino acids. The transcript is spliced from 9 exons. Lineage: Eukaryota; Metazoa; Chordata; Mammalia; Primates; Cebidae. Gene Ontology annotation, biological process: negative regulation of transcription by RNA polymerase II; rRNA processing. Gene Ontology annotation, molecular function: DNA binding. Gene Ontology annotation, cellular component: nucleolus.